Messenger RNA from Anisakis simplex (herring worm), 4650 nucleotides. NCBI's taxonomy places the organism in Eukaryota, Metazoa, Nematoda, Chromadorea, Rhabditida, Anisakidae. The record is from the annotation of a GenBank genome assembly.
AUGCUUGCACCUAACCCAGACGUGGAUAGACUCCGUCCAGGACGUAUGCUGCUGGUUGAUACAUAUGAAAAGAAAAUCGAAGAAGAUGAUGACCUGAAAAUGAGAAUUGCUAUAUCAAGACCACACAAGAAAUUAUGUGUGCGACGUUUAUAUAUGGAUCAGUUCCGCAAAAACGAUGUGUUAUCUUUCGGUGCAAUAACUAAUGAAUAUCUAAUAAAACGUGAACUCGAAGUGCAAGGCAUCAUCGAUGGCCGUAUUGCUGAAGAUAUACAUGAUCUACCGAAGAAACGUCGUAAGGAUGUGCAUUUGGAUGCCGAUCGAAGGCUAAUGGCUUUCUCGUACACACCAGAUACUUUUGCUUUGCUGAUUGCACCAAUGAUUCGUGAUAAGAAGGAAGCACUUGGCUCAAUGGGUAACGAUGCGGCAUUGGCGUGUCUGUCGGUUUAUAGUCCUCAGAUAUUCUCCUACUUUAAGCAGUUGUUUGCACAGGUGUUCAAACGUACCUCGUUUAAAGGAUGGCGUACAAAAGUGAUCGAUACAGUGUACCCUAGUCGACACGACGCUAAGGGUCUUCUGCCAGCGUUGGAUCGUAUCUGCAGUGAGGCGUGUGCAGCUGCAUUAGAUGGUUAUCAAAUGAUUGUACUAUCCGAUCGUAAGGUCAGUCGAGAAUUGGUGCCGAUCAGCUCGUUGCUUGCACUUGGUGCUGUUCAUCAAUGUCUUUUGAAGCAGAAGCUUAGAAUGAAGGGUGCUCAAAUAUUCGAAAUAGUUGGUUUGGCAAAAGAAGUGGUCGAUCGUUGUUUCACGAAUACGGUGUCGAGACUGAAAGGGGCCACGUUCGAUAUGCUUGCUUCAGAGAUACUUCGCGUUCAUCGCAAUGCCUAUCCAGCUGUCUCUGAUAAGGAAUACAAUUAUGGUGAUAGUCGCACUCUGAUUAGUCCAGGCAUAUAUCACUGGAGAGAUGGUGGUGAACGACAUAUAAACGAACCAGUUAAUAUAGCUAAACUUCAGGCAGCAGCUCGUUUGAAUGAUAAGAAAAGCUUUCAAGAGUUUUCAACAGCAUCAAAUCUUGCACAGCGUAUGUGUACACUGCGUGGCCAACUGGAAAUUAAGACCGCCAAAAAACUUCAAAUUCCACUGGAGGAUGUUGAGCCAGCGAGUGAAAUUGUUAAACGUUUCGUGACUGGUGCGAUGUCAUUUGGAAGUAUUUCAUGGGAAACGCAUACGACGUUAGCGAUAGCGAUGAAUCGCAUUGGUGGUAAAUCGAAUACUGGAGAAGGUGGUGAGAAAGCGGAACGUUAUCGCAACGACCAGCCGAGAGAUAUGAACAUGCGUUCGGCGAUUAAGCAGGUAGCAUCAGCACGUUUCGGUGUGACGAGUUCGUAUUUGGCAAAUGCAGAUGAGAUUCAAAUCAAGAUGGCACAAGGCGCAAAGCCAGGUGAGGGAGGCGAGUUACCCGGUCACAAAGUGACCAAGGAGAUCGCGUCUACACGUCAUUCUACACCGGGUGUCGGCCUCAUUUCACCACCACCUCAUCACGACAUCUACUCUAUCGAGGAUCUGUCCCAACUCAUCUACGACUUGAAAUGCUCCAAUCCCAUGGCUCGUAUUAGUGUGAAACUCGUCUCAGAGAUCGGUGUUGGAGUUGUGGCAGCCGGCGUUCAUGCGGGUCUUCCAUGGGAACUAGGUGUUGCAGAAGCACAUCAGGUGUUAACGAUGAAUAAUUUACGUUCGCGUGUUGUUAUUCAAGCUGACGGACAAAUCCGAACUGGUCGCGAUGUAAUGAUAGCUGCAUUAUUGGGUGCUGAUGAAUUCGGUAUGUCGACAGCACCAUUGAUUGUGCUCGGAUGUACAAUGAUGCGUAAAUGUCAUCUGAAUACGUGUCCUGUUGGAAUUGCAACGCAGGACCCUGUCUUAAGAGCUAGAUUCACUGGUAAACCAGAGCAUGUUGUUAAUUAUAUGUUCAUGGUGGCUGAAGAAGUUCGGUAUUUCUUAGCUAAACUUGGAUUGACAAAAUUACAGGAAGCAGUUGGUCGUGUCGAUUUAUUGUACGCAAAUCCAAAUCCAUUGAACAAGAAAGCAACAAUGCUCGAAUUUGGUUAUAUUUUACAACAUGCGCAGCAUAUGUUUCCGAAUCAUGAUAUUCGCGGUGGUUCUGUUAAGCAGAUUUCAAAACAAUUCGGAGAAGAGGGAUUGGAUGCGAGCAGAUCAAUACGCAUCAAUUUGAGUGGUCAUGCAGGUCAAAGUUUCGGUGCAAUGCUAGCCAAGGGAGUGACGUUAUACCUGGAAGGUGAUGCGAAUGACUACGUCGGAAAGUGUUUGUCUGGUGGCAAAAUUAUUGUUCGACCACCGAAAGAUGCCAUAUUCAAGUCACAUGAGAAUACAAUCAUUGGAAACGUCGCGUUGUAUGGAGCCACUUCAGGAGAAGCAUUUUUCCGUGGUAUCGGAGGUGAACGAUUCGCAGUUCGUAAUUCGGGAGCGAUCGCAGUAAUCGAAGCUGUUGGUGAUCACGGAUGUGAAUAUAUGACUGGUGGUCGUGUGGUCAUCCUUGAUUGUAUUGGUCGCAACUUCGCUGCCGCGAUGUCUGGUGGACUUGCUUAUAUUCGGGAUGUAGGUGGCAAGAGUACGAGCAAAAUCAAUAUGGCAACUAUCGAUUUGGAUGAGCCAACUGAAGAGGAUCUCAAAUGGAUUCGUGUUAAGAUUGCAGAGUUCGUCGAUGAAACUGGUUCCGAGUUGGGUUCUCAAAUACUUGACAAUUGGCAACGAGAACAUGCGAACUUCAUCAAGGAGUACGUAAUAUGUAUGACAGAUGAUGAUUUGCAGAUAUUUCCGAAAGAUUAUAAACGAGCAUUGGAUGAGAUGGAAGCGGCACGACUUGCGAAAGAGGCUAAACUUGCAAAAUUGGCGCAAGAGGCGAAAGAAAAGGCUGAAGCACUAGCCGAGGCUGAAGCCAACGCUGAAGGCGAUGGUCAGGUUCGUCGUCGUAAGUUCUCGAAGUCAGCUCGUCCUGAGGAUUACGCAGGAUUCGAGCAAGAGGAAGAUAUCCAAGAUGCAGCUGAUGAUGAAGAACGGUACGAGGAUGAAGACGAGGAAAAGUCUGACGUUGGCGAAUCGGAUUCUGAUCAGGAAGCACCGAGUGUGCGCACUGCUGCUACCACUAAUGCUAGUGCUGCCGUGCAACCGCAUCUACAAUCAUUCCAGAAAUCCAUCGAAACUAUCGACAUUGAAAACAUUCCUCCGUUUAAUCAACAAAAGAAACAGUCGGAUGAACCAUUAGAUAAGCUCAGAGGAUUUGUUAAGUAUCGUCGGCAGAUGAAAGUUUACCGACCUGCCGAGAAGAGAAUAAAGGAUUGGGGUGAAGUAACUGACUAUGAAGCAGUUCGGUCGAAUAUUCGUGAGCAGGCCGCAAGGUGUAUGGAUUGUGGUGUACCGUUCUGUCAAGGAAAUACAGGAUGCCCUCUAGGUAAUAUAAUACCGAAAUGGAACGAUUAUGUUUUCAAAAAGAAUUGGAGGCAAGCUUUGGAGAUGUUGUUGCAAACGAAUAAUUUCCCUGAAUUUACUGGCCGCGUUUGUCCAGCACCAUGUGAGGGUGCGUGCUGCUUGGCCAUCAGUUCACCGGCAGUUACAAUAAAAAGUAUCGAAUGCGCCAUAAUUGAUUAUGCAUUUUUACAAGGGUGGAUGGAGCCACAAAAGCCAACAUAUGGUAUACCAACGAUGAAACUCGAUAAAUUUAUUGUUGAUCGUCGUGUUAAGUUGAUGGAAGCAGAGGGUGUCAAAUUUUUGACUAAUACCGAAAUUGGAAAGGACGUUCCGGCUAAUUUCCUAUUGAAGGAUAAUGAUGCUAUACUGGUAUGCACCGGAUCGACAGCAGCACGUGACUUGCCGAUCGAAAAUCGGGAUGCAAAAGGAAUUUGUUUCGCCAUGGAAUUCCUAGAGAGGUCACAGCGCAGACGAUGUGGCGAUGACAUCUCAUGGGAUGGCUUGGAUGCGAAGGACAAGCGAGUGAUCAUCCUGGGUGGUGGUGACACGGCCACUGAUUGCAUUGGCACAUGCAUUCGAUUGGGUGCUAAAAGCAUUCGCGCGUUCGAAAUAAUGCCACAGCCGCCAAAAGAAAGAAGUGAAACGAAUCCAUGGCCUGAGUGGCCGACAAUAUUCCGUGUUGAUUACGGUCAUGAAGAGUGCCAGAAGAUAAAUGGUAAAGAUCCGCGUACAUAUGCUAUUUCGACGAAAAACUUUAUCGCGGCAGAAAAUUCAGCCGGUAUAAAAGUUUUAACUGGACUUGUAACCGUCGAAGUGGAAUGGCAAAAGGAUGAGGGUGGAAAAUGGAAGAUGAUUGAAAUUGAAGGAACACAAACGACGCAUCCAUGUGAUUUAUGUAUUCUUGCGAUGGGAUUCGUUGGACCUGAAAAGACUGCAAUUGAGCAGUUAGCGAUCAAGACAGAUCAACGUUCAAAUAUUAUGACCGGUGAGCAUCGUUACAGUACAUCGGUUGCAAAAGUUUUCGCAGCUGGAGAUUGCCGCAGAGGACAGUCUCUGAUUGUAUGGGCUAUUCAUGAGGGUAGACAAGCUGCACGUCAGGUUGAUCAUUAUUUGAUGGGUAAAACAUUACUAGCUGGUCCAGGUGGUGUUGUAUUGGCUCCAAUCUAUCAGUAG